Drosophila montana is the source of this 5034-nucleotide messenger RNA. RefSeq names its product Male-specific transcript 84B (gene Mst84B). Bases 112 to 4689 code for a protein of 1525 amino acids. The record is from RefSeq and is a predicted model, not a curated record. The transcript has 2 exons. Lineage: Eukaryota; Metazoa; Arthropoda; Insecta; Diptera; Drosophilidae.
GAUCUUCUGUUGUGCAGAGAACAUUUUCAGUUUGAUUUUUUUCUGGGCCAGACCUUAAAAUUUUUCGUAAAAAACAAAUUUCGUUAGUAAAUUUAAUAGCACGGCGCGAAUAUGUUUACACGAGGUGCGUGCAUAAGGGCCUGCAAUUCGUGCAUGCAGCCCGUGAUUACGUUAAACUUUAGUUCCUUACUAUAUAAUGGCCUGGCGCCAAUUAUCGAAAACUGGCAAAUGACAACGCGUAAUAUGUCAAUAGGCCAGAAUAACGACAGGAAAAAGAAGCCCUACGCACAUUCUGCGAAAAUGAAAAUCAGCAUUCGCCGACACAAUAAGAUAUCGUCAGACGAGAAUCGGCUAAGUCCCAAUCAGAAAAAUAAGCUGAAAACGCAAUGCAAGAUAUUGGCUAGGAAAUUUAAGCUUGCCUGCCAGCGCUUGGUGGUCCAAGAGUUUGGCGGCGACAAUUUAAAAGAGGGCGAUAAAAGGCAAAUUUCACAAACAUGCCAGGAAUUAGCUGAACAGGAAAAGUGUCAACUGCUUGAAGAGCUCGAACAGCUGAGAUCUCAAUGCGAAAAACUGGGCAAACAGGAGCACCCGAACAAACUGGCCGAGCUAGAAAAACUGAACAAUGAAGCAACCGCACUCGGUGAGCUAUGCACAGAUUUAUAUCAGCAGCAGGAGAGCUAUAAAUUGGCGGACGAGGAGCUUAAGCAGCUGGAAGACGAACAGCUUCAGGAACCAAAGAAAUGUAAAAUACGAAAGGUGGAUAAAGCGGCGAUGUUGGAAAAGCACAAAAAGCAGCAACAGAAGCUGAAAAAACUAUCCAAGGAAAUGGCCCAGAAAGAAAUGUGUGCUAAGCUGGAAAAACAAAAGCAAUCGAAAAAAUCGGCCGAAGAGGAGAAAGCCAAGCCAGAGAAAGGCAAAAGUAAUUCAAAGCAGAAAAGCAAUCCAAAAGCUAAUAAAAAAGAGCAGCUUGAAGAAAAUGGUAAGAAUGUUGCCAAGAAGAACGAACAGAAGGAAGAGCCAAGUCAGGCGCCGGCCGAAAAAGAAAAUUGCGACGAAUCAGCCAAGUUAAACCAGUUGAGGAUGGAGAAAGAACAGUUCGAAAGGCAGUGUAAGAUAUUAGAAAAGCUUGAAGAGCUCAAGGAACAGUGCAGAGUAUUGGCAGAAAAGGCGAAAGGUAACGACGAAAAUGAGAAAACUGCCGAAGACGCAGAAAAUACUGAGAACCAAAGCACGGCUGACGGAGAAGACAAGAAAUGCAAGGAAAUGGCCGAAAAAGAAAAAUGUGCUAAAUUAGCUAAGCAGGAAAAAGAAAAAGGUCAGGCGAGUAAAUGUAAAGAAAUGUCCGAAAAAGCAAAUUGUGCUAAAUUAGCUAAGCAAGAAAAAGAAAAUAAAGAAAAGGAAGCUCAGGCGAAUAAAUGCAAAGAAAUGGCCGAAAAAGAAAAAUGCGCUAAAUCAGCUAAGAAAGAAACAGGAAAGGAAAAGGAAGGCCAGGCGAAUAAAUGCAAAGAAAUGGCCGAAAAAGAACAAUGCGCUAAAUUAGCUAAGCAAGAAAAAGAAAAUAAAGAAAAAGGUCAGGCGGGUAAAUGCAAAGAAAUGUCCGAAAAAGCAAAUUGUGCUAAAUUAGCUCAGCUUGAAAAAGAAAAGAAGGAAAAGGAAGCUCAGGCGAAUAAAUGCAAGGAAAUGGCCGAAAAAGAAAAAUGCGCUAAAUCAGCUAAGCUUGAAAAAGAAAAGAAAGAAAAGGAAGCUAAGGAAGCUGCGGCGAAAAAAUGCAAGGAAAUGGCCGAAAAAGAAAAAUGUGCUAAAUUAGCUCAGCUUGAAAAAGAAAAGAAAGAAAAGGAAGCUAAGGAAGCUGAGGCGAAUAAAUGCAAGGAAAUGGCCGAAAAAGCAAAAUGCGCUAAGCUUGAAAAAGAAAAGAAAGAAAAGGAAGCUAAGGAAGCUGAGGCGAAAGAAUGCAAGGAAAUGGCCGAAAAAGAAAAAUGUGCUAAAUUAGCUCAGCUUGAAAAAGAAAAGAAAGAAAAGGAAGCUAAGGAAGCUGAGGCGAAUAAAUGCAAGGAAAUGGCCGAAAAAGCAAAAUGCGCUAAGCUUGAAAAAGAAAAGAAAGAAAAGGAAGCUAAGGAAGCUGAGGCGAAAAAAUGCAAGGAAAUGGCCGAAAAAGAAAAAUGUGCUAAAUUAGCUAAGCUUGAAAAAGAAAAGAAAGAAAAGGAAGCUAAGGAAGCUGAGGCGAAAAAAUGCAAGGAAAUGGCCGAAAAAGAAAAAUGUGCUAAAUUAGCUAAGCUUGAAAAAGAAAAGAAAGAAAAGGAAGCUAAGGAAGCUGAGGCGAAAAAAUGCAAGGAAAUGGCCGAAAAAGAAAAAUGUGCUAAAUUAGCUAAGCUUGAAAAAGAAAAGAAAGAAAAGGAAGCUAAGGAAGCUGAGGCGAAAAAAUGCAAGGAAAUGGCCGAAAAAGAAAAAUGUGCUAAAUUAGCUAAGCUUGAAAAAGAAAAGAAAGAAAAGGAAGCUAAGGAAGCUGAGGCGAAUAAAUGCAAGGAAAUGGCCGAAAAAGAAAAAUGCGCUAAAUCAGCUAAAAAAGAAAAAUCAGGAAAAGAAAGCCAGAAAAAACCCGCCGAAAAAGAACAGAGCGAUGAUGAGGCUAAAUUGACGAUGGAGAAAGACGAGUUUAAAAAGCAAUGUCAGAUAAUGGAAAAGCUUGAAGAACUGAAGAUUCAGUGCCAAAAAUUGAUUGAUAAGCCGAAAAAUUCGCCAACGAAUAACAAAAGCUGUUUAAGCCAAGAGGAUCUUAGAAAGCGGUGCAUGGAAAUUUCUUUAAAAUUAAAAUGCGAUAAGUUAGAUGAGCAAGAAAAUGAAAACAAGGAAAACGAAGGCCAGGCGAAUAAAUGCAAGGAAAUGGCCGCAAAGGAAAAAUGCGCUAAAUUAGCUAACCAAGAAAAAGAAAAGAAGGAAAAAGAACAGCUAGCUAAAAUGUGCAAAGCUUUUGCUCAAGAGGAACAGUCCGAUGCUAAAAAACAAAGCAUGGUAAUGGCAAAACUUGAAGAACUGAAAGAACAUUGCAAGAAAAUGUCUGAAAAAGAAAAAUGCGCUAAAUUAGCUAAGCUUGAAAAAGAAAAGAAAGAGAAGGAAGCUAAGGAAGCCGAGGCGAAAAAAUGCAAGGAAAUGGCCGAAAAAGAAAAAUGUGCUAAAUUAGCUCAGCUUGAAAAAGAAAAGAAAGAAAAGGAAGCUAAGGAAGCCGAGGCGAAAAAAUGCAAGGAAAUGGCCGAAAAAGAAAAAUGUGCUAAAUUAGCUAAGCUUGAACAAGAAAAGAAAGAAAAGGAAGCUCAGGAAGCUGAGGCGAAAAAAUGCAAGGAAAUGGCCGAAAAAGAAAAAUGCGCUAAAUUAGCUAAGCUUGAACAAGAAAAGAAAGAGAAGGAAGCUAAGGAAGCUGAGGCGAAAAAAUGCAAGGAAAUGGCCGAAAAAGAAAAAUGUGCUAAAUUAGCUAAGCUUGAACAAGAAAAGAAAGAAAAGGAAGCUCAGGAAGCUGAGGCGAAAAAAUGCAAGGAAAUGGCCGAAAAAGAAAAAUGCGCUAAAUUAGCUAAGCUUGAACAAGAAAAGAAAGAGAAGGAAGCUAAGGAAGCUGAGGCGAAAAAAUGCAAGGAAAUGGCCGAAAAAGAAAAAUGUGCUAAAUUAGCUAAGCUUGAACAAGAAAAGAAAGAGAAAGAAGCUAAGGAAGCUGAGGCGAAAAAAUGCAAAGAAAUGGCCGAAAAAGAAAAAUGUGCUAGAUUAGCCAAGCUUGAAAAAGAAAAGAAAGAAAAGGAAGCUCAGGAAGCUGAGGCGAAAAAAUGCAAGGAAAUGGCCGAAAAAGCAAAAUGCGCUAAGCUUGAAAAAGAAAAGAAAGAAAAGGAAGCUAAGGAAGCUGAGGCGAAAAAAUGCAAGGAAAUGGCCGAAAAAGAAAAAUGUGCUAAAUCAGCUAAGCUUGAAAAAGAAAAGAAAGAAAAGGAAGCUGAGGCGAAAAAAUGCAAGGAAAUGGCCGAAAAAGAAAAAUGUGCUAAAUCAGCUAAGCUUGAAAAAGAAAAGAAAGAAAAGGAAGCUGAGGCGAAUCAAUGCAAAGAAAUGGCCGAAAAGGAACAAUGUGCUAAAUUAGCUAAGCUUGAAAAAGAAAAGAAAGAAAAGGAGGGUCAGGCGAAUAAAUGCAAGGAAAUGGCCCAAAAGGAACAGUGUGAAAAGUUAACUAAACUUGAAAAAGAAAAGAAAGAAAAGGAUGCUCAGGCGAAUAAAUGCAAGGAAAUGUCCGAAAAAGAACAAUGCGCUAAAAUGGCUAAGAAAGAUGAGCAAAACAAUGAAAACGAGCUGAAGAAGAAAUGCAAAGAAAAUGCGCAGAAAGCCGAAUGCGAAAAAAUGGCCUUGCAGGAAAAGUUGAAAAAGGAACAUAUGGCCUUUAAAGAAAAGUGCGCAAAAAUGGCUAAUUUUAAAAAGCUAAGGGAAAUGUGUCUGAGGUUGGCCGAGGAAAAGAAGUGUAAGGAAGAGAAGGCGAAUAGUGAAGCUCCAAAGGAAGCUUCGACUAAAAGUUCUGAUAAUGUAAAGUCACAACAGCAGGAUGUUUGGGAAGAGAAACAAAGUAAAAACGGCACUGAGCGCCGAGCCGAUCGAAAAGCAGCAGGUGCAAAAUUAAGAGAAGAAUGCGAAAGAUUGGCCAAUCAGACUCCAGAAGAUUCCGGAUAACAAGUGUUCAGUCUUAAAGACCUAUAUGAGCAGAAAUCGUGUAGUAUAUACAGACUAAACAUUCCCCAUUUAUAAAAGUAGAAAUAUUUUUUAUUUAGGCCCUAUAAAUUUAUUCCUACGUUUUGGAAAUGUGUUGACGAGCUACCGGAGAAGAAUCAUGCACAUAAUUUACCCCAAAUUUCGGUAACAUACGCAAACGCACAUUUAUACAAAUAAUUGCUCAUAAAAACAAAUGAUUCAAGCUGCUCCACUCUGCACUACGCAACAAAACAACCGAUUUUUGUUUUUAUCAUCCGAUUGUUACCAACUUUUUGGACAAAUAUAUAUUUAUAUGACAAGUACAAA